This is a messenger RNA of Oncorhynchus mykiss (rainbow trout), 4202 nucleotides long. NCBI's taxonomy places the organism in Eukaryota, Metazoa, Chordata, Actinopteri, Salmoniformes, Salmonidae. The record is from RefSeq and is a predicted model, not a curated record.
GUGGACGUCACGGUCAGGUAGAGCGCAGUGAAAGUCGCUCGUGAACCUAGAACCGGGCAAACCUAAUAGGUACAGUGAACAGCAUAGUGACGCAGCAAUGUCUCGCACGAGCUUCCCAUCAUUCAUUUCACAAGUUAUCAGGGGCUUAGCAUUGAAUAGCACUGGACCUGAUGCUCAGCGUUGUCGGUGAGCAAUGAGGUCCUAUUAGAUGUGGUUUCAUCUCGACUUCAUAUCUAUCAGUUGUGGGAAUUUACAAGGAAGGUUGAUCUAACUUGGAAACAGCGAAGAUGGACGUAUCGCAAACCAACUACUGUCUAUUUAGUGAUAUCUCAAAUUCGGUAAAUAUCGAGACAAAAUUAAUUUUACCGAAUUGCUGCAAAGUGGUCCGGUGGCGCAGCCGUGUCAUAUAGGCAUCCUGGAGAGUGUGGCUAGCCGAGUCACUGCGUUCGAACCUCAGAGAAGAAUUUGCGGUGACAAGCAGGUUAAUUUGAAUAGCCCGUGAGAAAAUCCCUCACUUGUAAUUAUGUGAGUGAUGGUCCAACGACUUGAACUUUUCUCUCCGCUAUCUUUAUUAAAGAACGAAAAGGUUGCAUUCAUUUGGAAUUGAAGGGAUCAUAUCAAGUCUCUCUCAUGGAUUGUGCCGAUGUUGUAUUUUACUUUGAAUUCAAGCCCACAGAGUCGCCUUAGGGACUUGUCAACUGAUAUUUGUUUCAUUUUUAAUUUUUCAACACCGCUGCAUUGGAUCAAAAAUGGAUUUGUCAUUGUAGACUACUCCUGCUGCUGAAGACCGCGCUCUCCUUUGGGUGUUUUUGACUUUUCUUUCUCAACGAUGCAGCUCAUCCGACUAGCGUGGGCUUUAACGGGAGCUGCAAUCUGCUGUUUCGUUAUCCUCCUUAUUCACUCACAUGUUCUAAAAGAAGGUCAGUUGGCAGCAGGUACUUGUGAGAUAGUUACUCUGGACCGGGACAGCAGUCAGCCACGGCGGACCAUAGCACGACAGACGGCGAGGUGUGCCUGCAAAAAGGGUCAGAUUGCAGGCACCACGAGAGCCAGUCCGGCUUGUGUAGACGCUCGCAUUGUGAGGAGCCGGCAGUGGUGUGAUAUGAUGCCUUGCUUGGAAGACGAGGGCUGUGACCUCUUAGUAAACCAGUCGGGCUGGACCUGCACACAGCCUGGGGGCCGGGUGAAGACCACCACGGUCUCCUGACGAUGGCGGGGAAUGACUCUCCGGAAAGAGAGAAGGAAUGGUGUGUGAGCUGCUUCCCAUGGUCAAUCGCCUGUGUGGAUCAUACGUUGUCUUAUCAUCAGCUGUCCGUCCAUUGUCCUGUGCAACAGAGUGAAACCACAUCAAAUCUACGGUGCCAAAGGCCCGGACUCCGAAUACAGGAGCUGGAGCUAAACAUCGAACCGAUGGACUCUGCAAUACUGUAUUAUUCUGUGGGAGACCAAACUUAUUUUUCAGUGGGUCGUCUUGAAGUGGGUCGUCUUGAACUUCUGGAUAUGACCCAGGACGAGAUUCUCUUUUGGAGUUUACACUUGGCAACUCCUCUGCAGUGUUUUUACAGAAUACAGACCAAAGUUAAAGACCAUGUUAUGGAGGACACAGUGGACUAUGGGAUAAGGGGUUUAGAGACGUAUUAAAGUUGAUAAAACAUGCAAUCCUGUAUUCCCACUUACACUUUGAUAGACAUACCCACAAAUGUACCCACGGUGACUUAUUUCGCAGAGUAAUUGUGUACAAAUUAAUGACAAUAAUUGGAAGGCAAAAGAAAUAAGUCAAAGGACAUUGUGUAAUUUGUCAAUGACAUUUAUUUUAGACUACUAAACUGUACUUGUGUACUCACUGCUCUAUUUUGAACAUUAAUUAAAUCAGAUUUACAUUUUCCAUUGCUAUAAUAUUUUGAAAAUUUGCAGUCAGCAUGGCUGGUUAUAGUGAAACAAGCAAAUCAUUUCUCACCAGGAAAGAAGAGGAGGAAAAGAGUAAAUCCGUCAUAUCUGUUUGGGGGAAAGAAACAUUACAUGUAUUUUCAAAAGCCUAAAGUUAUAUAUUUAACAGUUUUAUAUGUUGUAUCUUUGUAGAAAACCUUAUUUAGCACUGGAACUGUGGUCACAUUGCCAAUCAUAAACUGUGCAUACACAAUGAGCUAUGUCCAGCUACUGGUCUGUCUUGUUCAUUUGAACAAAGUCAAGUGGCUCUGCCUUUCCAUUCUGUUGAAUUAUUUUUUCAUCAUAAAAUCAACUAUUUAACAUGAAAUGAGGUGGAAAUUACAAUAUUAAAGCAACCAGACAAUUGUACAGAACCCGUUUAUGAAGAAAGGUUAUAUUUUCUAAAUUUGUAGCCCACAGUUACCUUUGAAAAUGUUGCACAAUUUCAGGUUUUAAUUUUCAACCCACCUUUACUACUUUAAACAACCAAGCUACUGCCAUAUUUAAUGGAAGGGGGAGACACAACGAGACAUUUCAUGAUUUUCAAACUGGUGACUACAGAGUUUGCAACUAAAGCUCAGAAAGUUAUAACUUUAUGUACAUUUCAGCAAGUUAACUUUACGGGAAGCUCUUGAGCUAGUAAGCUUUGACCCUGCUGGAUAAGCUACCACCAACAUGCUGUUUUGCAUGCUGUUCAGAAGAAACACCACUGAAGGUAGUGACCGUGUGAGCACCAUUUUAGCAGUGCAAACCUCGUGUUGGGAUUAUGCCACAGCAGUUCAGAGUAUUCUUCUUUGAUCAGAAUUGGUUCAAAAUUAGCGACAAAUACAAAUAGUAUAUGGGCCAAUUUUAUUAGAGAGACUUCAUGGGAAUAUCAUUUGAAUAGGUAAACGUUGAUUUACAUCAUCCUACAGUAUGCACCAGGCAAAAAUUGAUUUAAUUAAUUGUUUCCUCAUUAUUUUAACUGACAUAAUCCGGUUGCAUCAAUGUGGCUGGCUGGUAGAAUGUGGAAAAAUGCGUGUGUCUCAAUAACAUGCAGUACAUCGUAUGCAUGGUAUACGUUCGCAAUAUUUCCUUCUUAAAGAUUUUAAGGCUGGAAGAACACUUGAACAACAAUUCAUGAGCAUAGUAUUCUGUUCUCAAAUGGCCAUUUAAAGGGAGGUUGAACAGACUGAUUUCUCCUCUGUUUUCUUCAUCAUCAUUAAGAGCAGUAUGAUUUGAUGUGGGUGUGUUAUGUUCUCUAUACAAUGUGCAAGUGACGCGUCAAUGUUACUUCUGCUAAGAAUGAGCCUCAAUUUUGCAUCAUCAAAGUCAUGAAAACAUGGCCGUUUAAUAUAUAUAAAAUUGUAUAGGUGUUUCUGAGUGAAUUAACUUACUAUGUUCCGUUUUUUCAAAGUAUUUCAUUAGAACCACACACAUGAACUAUAAAUAUUUCUAGAAAUCUGUCCUAGAUUUUUUUGUAAAUGCUGGCUGGAAAUAUUCAGUUAAAAAAACCUGACUAAUAUAAUUUAAAAAAACACAUAAAAUGGCCUGUAACUAACAACUUCUGACCGUUCUGUAAGUCCUCAGCUCGAUAUGGGAAAGCUCCGGAAUGGUAUACAGCAGGAGAUUUCUCUAACUUUCUGCGACUUGUCUUAUUUCUUGAGUGUCAAAUAUUUUGAUAAAGGCAUCCGGUACAAAUAUUAAUAUCAUUUUACACACAGUCAGGUCCAAAAUUAUUGGCACCCUUGAUAAAAAUGAGCAAAAAAGACUAUAAAAUAAAUAAUUCAAAUACUGAGCUAUAUUGUAUGCUCAAACAAAUGGGACAAUUAUAUUAUGUAAAACUAAUACAAUUGCUCAGAGAAAUAUCUUUUUUUUAACAAAACAAUAUAUCCUUUGUCUGUGCUUUUGUACAGCCCUCUUCAAUUCAAACCACAGGUUUUCAAUGGGGUUCAAGUCCGGAGACUGAGAUGGCCAUUGCGAAAUGUUGAUUUUGUGGUCAAUUAACAAUUUCUUUGAUGUGUGCUUGGUUUAUUGUCUUGCUGGAAGAACCAUUUGACAGUUGUGUUUGUGAUGCUAACUUUAGCUCACGAAUGUGAGGAUUUUAAAUGUUUAAAAAAACCAAAGCUGUUAAUUAAUAACAAGUCUUGUUCUUUCAACAUAACAUUGGAGACAAUGUAUUGUAUCAAUAUCUUGUUCGUUGUCUCAUGUCAAUCAAACAAGUCCCGAGGCUGUGCAUGCUAAUGACAAUUGGGUACUUCUGCUGUCUGUAAAGAAAUGAGUGGAUUGUAGGUUGA